AUGGGACGACGGGAGGCCUGGGCCAUCCUGGGUGCCUGCCACCUGGGUUCUUACCUCUGGGGGCUGGCAGAACUUCGACUCUGGAAGCAGCCAAAGCAGCGUGAGAGGGAAGGACUCAAGGAGAACAAUGGGAGAGGCCAGGAAGGAGGGGUGACCCUGCCGACGGGAGCUCUUGCGCGAAAUGAGACUGACGAGAUGUGUAGUGGGUCCAAGACUCGGGAGUCCCAGUGA
This is a messenger RNA of Colletotrichum abscissum, 231 nucleotides long. RefSeq lists its product as uncharacterized. The coding region runs from base 1 to 231 and encodes 76 amino acids. The record is from RefSeq and is a predicted model, not a curated record. The transcript has a single exon. Lineage: Eukaryota; Fungi; Ascomycota; Sordariomycetes; Glomerellales; Glomerellaceae.